AUGGCUGAGAUGGUGCCUCAGGCGGCAGGAGCGAUCAGGCCGCUCGUCUCCACGGUGAUCGCUGCCUCUUCAGAUGGAUUCCUGGACCACAGUCUGGAGCGAGUGAAAUACAGAGCCAGCGAGAUGCCACAAGGUUUCACUUACAAGGUCAUCAGCCAGGCAUACCAACGGUGCACGGAUCAUGAUCUGGACUUUGGAACAGAGUGUCUCCACCUGGCUCUGCAGUACUGUGGCACAAACGCCAAGCUGAUUGAAGGCCCGCCCAAUCUCUGGAAGGUCACCUAUAGGAGAGACUUGGCGGCUGCAGAGAGCAUUAUAAAAGACUCUCUAUCUCGAUCGUUGUGCGCCGUCACCGGUAGUUGCUCUCUUGCUGUGGCUCUGGCCCGGUCCCUCCAGAACGCCCUGGAGAUGUACAUGGGUGUGGAUAUCGUCCCUGACCUUCUGGGAGACCACUGUAGCCACCUGCAAAAGACCUGUAACUUCAUACUCAUCUCUGUGAGUCACUGUUCUUUGUCUGACGUGAAGUCCUUCCUGUUGGCGUUGGAAGAGGCAUGUUCCGCUCUCCUCUACCCCCUGGUGAUCUUUUGGGUUUGGUCGAGUGGUGUGCAUGUGACGCAGCCUGGAGCCUUCAGGGAUCUGGCCUGUCUCUACAAACACAAAAAUAUCCUUCUUUACGGCAUCCAGCUGCAGCACAAUAAGGAUCCAGAGAUUUGGGGGAGGUCUGUUUUGCAGCUUGCUGACAUCAUUUCAGCUCUGAUUCGAGACAGGACCUCUGCCCUGGUGGGACAGAUCUUCCAGGCCUGA
Messenger RNA from Knipowitschia caucasica, 804 nucleotides. Lineage: Eukaryota; Metazoa; Chordata; Actinopteri; Gobiiformes; Gobiidae. The record is from the annotation of a GenBank genome assembly.